AAAUAGCAGACAUUCAUGUAAAGACAAAUCAAGAUAAUCAACAAUGUCUGCAAAUAAGGAAGACCUGUGUCACCACAUGAAAGUAGUUGUUCGUGUACGCCCUGAAAACACAAAAGAAAAAGCAGGUGGAUGCCAUAAAGUUGUUGAUGUUGUGGAUAAACAUAUUCUAGUUUUUGAUCCCAAACAAGAGGAAGUCACGUUUUUCCGUAGAAAGAAAGUUACAAAUUUUGAUAUUACAAAAAGACAAAAUAAAGAUCUUAAAUUUGUAUUUGAUGCUGUUUUUGAUGAAACUUCAACUCAGAUGGAAGUUUUUGAACACACUACCAAGCCAAUUCUUCGUAGUUUUUUGAAUGGAUAUAACUGCACAGUACUUGCAUAUGGUGCCACUGGAGCUGGGAAGACACACACCAUGCUAGGAUCACCUGCUGAACCCGGAGUAAUGUACCUAACAAUGUUAGAUCUUUACAAAUCCAUGGAUGAGAUUAAAGAAGACAAAGUAUGUAGUACUGCAGUUUCUUAUCUGGAGGUAUAUAAUGAGCAGAUUCGUGAUCUCUUAGUAAAUUCAGGGCCACUUGCUGUCCGGGAAGAUGCCCAAAAUGGAGUUGUUGUUCAGGGUCUGACUUUACACCAACCCAAGUCCUCAGAGGAAAUUUUACAUUUAUUGGAUAAUGGAAACAAAAACAGGACACAGCAUCCUACUGAUAUGAACGCUACAUCUUCUCGUUCUCAUGCUGUUUUCCAGAUUUAUUUGCGACAACAAGACAAAACUGCAAGCAUCAACCAAAAUGUCCGUAUUGCCAAGAUGUCGCUUAUUGACCUGGCAGGGUCUGAGCGUGCUAGCACUAGCGGUGCUAAAGGAACCCGGUUUGUAGAAGGGACAAAUAUUAACAGAUCACUUUUAGCUCUCGGGAAUGUCAUCAAUGCCUUAGCAGAUACAAAGAGAAAGAAUCAGCAUGUUCCUUACAGAAAUAGUAAGCUUACUCGCUUGUUAAAGGAUUCUCUUGGAGGAAACUGUCAAACUAUAAUGAUAGCUGCCGUUAGUCCUUCCUCUUUAUUCUACGAUGACACAUAUAACACUCUUAAGUAUGCUAACAGAGCAAAAGACAUUAAAUCUUCUUUGAAGAGCAAUGUUCUUAAUCUCAACAGUCAUAUAUCUCAGUAUGUAAAGAUCUGUAAUGAACAGAAGGCAGAGAUUUUAAUGUUAAAAGAAAAGCUAAAAGCCUAUGAAGAACAAAAAGCCCUUGCUAAUAAAAAUGACAAGACAAAGUUAAUGAUUUCAAACCCUCAGGAAAAAGAAAUUGAAAGAUUUCAGGAAAUUCUGACCUGCUUGUUCCAGAAUCGAGAAGAAAUCAGACAAGAAUAUCUAAAGUUGGAAAUGUUACUUAAAGAAAAUGAACUUAAAUCUUUCUAUCAGCAACAGUGCCAUAAGCAAAUAGAAAUGAUGUGCUCUGAAGACAAAGUAGAAAAGGCCACUUGCAAGCGAGAUCAUAGACUUGCAAUGUUGAAGACACGUCGAUACUACCUGGAGAAAAAAAGGGAGGAGGAGCUGAAGCAAUUUGAUGAAAAUACUAAUUGGCUUCAUCGGGUGGAAAACGAAAUCGGACUCUUAGGUGAAAAUGGUCAUAUUCCAAAGGAACUCAAUAAAGAUCUUCACUGUCACCAUCUACAACUCCAGAAUAAAGAUUUAAGAGCACAGAUUAGAUAUAUGAUGGACCUAGCUUGUCUUCAAGAACAGCAGUACAAGCAGACUGAGGCAGUAUUGAAUACUUUACUUCCAGUCCUACGAAAACAGAAUUGCACAUUAAAAGAAGCUGGCCUGUCGAAUACUGCUUUUGAGUCUGAUUUCAAAGAAAUUGAACACUUGGUAGAGAGAAAAAAAGUGGUGGUUUGGGCUGACCAAAGUAUUGAACAGCCAAACCAAAAUGAUAUACCAGGGAUUUCAGUUCUGAUGACCUUUCCACAACUUGGACCAAUUCAGUCUAUUAGUUGUAAGUACAGCUUUUGCACAUCUUCAAGUGAAUCUAAUCUGCUUAAAAUUCCUCCGCAAAAAAGAACUCGGCGAAAACUAAUGCCUUCUCCCUUAAGAGCAAAACAUACUCAGAAGUCUACACUGUCUGAAAAUAUGCAGCUCAAUGAUUCUCUCACCAAAGAACUGCAACCUAUUGUGUAUACUCCAGAAGACUGUAGAAAAACAUUUCGAAAUCCAUCUCCAGUGGCCUUACUGAGACCAUUAUCACAUACUGCAAGUUUUGAGACCAUAAGCUCAAAUAUAAAUAAUGAUAAUUCUCAAAAAAUGUGUGAAGUAGAUGUCCCUCUUAACAGAAGAUCAGACUGUAGAAGAGAGGAUUUGAACUGUACAUUUACUAUAUGUGAAGACAACAGGAACUUGAAGAGUAAAUACCCUGAAGAGGUAUCACUACCAAACAACAAAACCAUUUCACAAAGGCAUGACCCUUCUUCAUUAUCAAGUAAGCAUUCUAUGCCUGUAUCCAGCAUACCAUCCUACAUGGCCAUGACUACUGCUGCCAAAAGGAAACGGAAAUUAGCAAGUUCCACAUCAAAUAUGCCAGUAAUUGAUGAAGAAAAUCAUGGAUUUGCCAAACGCAUUCGACAUGAUAAUUCAAGUGAUAAGCUCUUACAAGAAAACAGACCAACAGCAGGGCGUAAAAGAAACAUCUCUAAAAUGAAUUCAAGCAUGGUUAGAAAAUUUGGAAGAAACAUUUCAAAAGAAAAUCUAAGAUAA
Messenger RNA from Castor canadensis (American beaver), 2743 nucleotides. Lineage: Eukaryota; Metazoa; Chordata; Mammalia; Rodentia; Castoridae. The record is from RefSeq and is a predicted model, not a curated record.